Molecule: messenger RNA, 8803 nt
Organism: Chiroxiphia lanceolata (lance-tailed manakin)
Lineage: Eukaryota; Metazoa; Chordata; Aves; Passeriformes; Pipridae
Gene: ABCA5
Product: ATP binding cassette subfamily A member 5
Exons: 40
Coding region: 266-5212 (1648 amino acids)
Biological process (GO): transmembrane transport; lipid transport
Cellular component (GO): intracellular membrane-bounded organelle; membrane
Molecular function (GO): ATP binding; ATP hydrolysis activity; lipid carrier activity
Source: RefSeq, a predicted model, not a curated record
GAGCACGCAGGCAGCAGGAACAUCAGUCUGCCUCUGGAAUGAGUGUUGGUGGCUGCAAAGCCUGGAACAUGGACGAAUUCCUGAAAUCUGCACCGAGUUUUGGCCGAAGAGCCGAGGAGUGACUCAGUUGUUCGCUGGGGGUGAGGAAGCAGCGGGAGAUGCGGAUCGACCCAUAACUCCAAACCUGAGGCAGCAAAGUGGUGGCAAAACCGGGGAGAGAAACCUGCCGGGCCCCCAACCCACCGCCCCUCAGGAGUCUUGAAAAAUGGCACCAGCUGCUCCCAGAGAAGCAGGAGUAUGGAGGCAAACCCGAGCGCUCCUGUUCAAGAACUGUCUUAUUAAGGGAAGGACUAAGAAAAGCAGUGUCCAGGAGGUCCUUUUCCCCCUGUUUUUCCUGUUUUGGCUCAUCCUGAUGAGCAUGAUGCACCCGCACAGGAAGUACGACGAGGUGCCCAACGCCAACCUGGGCACCCUGGACACCUCCCAGCUGGUGAACUUCGUCGUUGGGUACACGCCACCCACCCGGAUGGCACGAGAAAUCAUGAAGAAAGUGGCCUCUGAUAACUUUGAAGAUGGCAUCAUCACUGAGGAGUAUUUAAGUGAGGAGGAGCUGCAAGAGGCCAGUGCUGUCAAACCUUCCAACUUCGUGGGGGUCGUGUUCAAGGAUUCCAUGUCCUACCAGCUGAGGUUCCACGACUCCAUCGCCAUGUCCUCCAUUUAUACGGAAUCCAGAGCCAGCUGCUCCAACCUGGGGAAGGGCUGUGAGUCAGUGACCUACUGGAGCUCGGGGUUCACGGCGCUCCAGGCCUGUAUCGAUGCUGCCAUUAUCCAGCUGAAGACGAAUCAGUCGGUUUGGGAACAGCUUGAACUGACGAAAGCAGUGGUUAUGGGAGAGGCUGCUGUGGUGGAAAUAGAUAAUUUCCCCCGUGCAAUCAUUUUAAUUUACCUGGUGAUCGCCUUCUCCCCGUUUGGGUAUUAUUUGGCAAUUCAUAUUGUGGCAGAAAAGGAGAGGAAGUUGAAGGAAUUCCUGAAAAUAUUGGGACUCCAUGACACUGCCUUCUGGCUUUCCUGGGUGCUGCUCUACGUGAGCCUGAUUUUUGUCAUGUCCAUUCUCAUGGCAGUGAUCGCCACGGCCUCCUCCCUCUUUCCCCAGAGCAGUGCCUUUGUGAUAUUUCUCCUUUUUUUCCUGUAUGGAGUCUCCUCAGUUUUCUUCGCCCUUAUGCUGACACCUCUAUUUAAAAAGUCAAAGCAUGUGGGUAUAGUGGAGUUCUUGGCCACGCUGGCUUUUGGGUUUGUGGGCCUGAACAUUGUCCUGCUGGAGGAUUUCCCCAAAUCUUUCGUGUGGUUUCUCAGCCCUUUGUGUCAGUGCAGCUUCUUGAUUGGUGUCGCACAGGUCAUGCAUCUGGAAGAUUAUGAAGAUGGGGCAACAUUUGCAAAUAUAAAUGAUGGUCCUUACCCGCUCUGUAUCUCUCUUAUUUUGUUGGUGCUGGACAGCAUCUUUUACCUGCUUGUAGCUGUGUACCUUGACCAGGUUAUCCCAGGGGAGUUCGGGCUGCGCCGCACCCCGCUGUUCUUCGUGAAACCCUCGUUUUGGUCCAAGCACAGGAAGAAUUACAAGGAGCUGUACGAGAGCAGCAUCAACGGCAGCUUGAGCUUCAGCGAGAUCGUGGAGCCCGUGCCCUCGGAAUUCCAGGGGAAAGAAGCCAUCAGAAUCAGCUGUGUUCAGAAAACAUUCAGGAAAAAGGGGGAAACUGUGGAGGCUCUCAGAAAUUUGUCCUUUGACAUCUACGAGGGUCAGAUCACAGCUCUGCUGGGGCACAGCGGCACCGGGAAGACGACGCUGAUGAACAUCCUCUGUGGGCUGUGCCCACCCACAGAUGGGUUUGUCUCUGUCUAUGGGCACAAAGUCUCCGAGAUCGAUGAGAUGCUGGAAGUGCGGCAGAUAACGGGGGUGUGCCCUCAGUCUGACAUCCACUUUGAUAUUUUAACUGUGGAGGAGAAUCUCUCCCUCUUUGCUGCCAUUAAGGGAAUCCCUCAGAAUGAUUUGAUACAAGAAGUGCAGAAGGUGUUGCUGGAUUUGGAGAUGCAGCCCAUCAGGGACAAUCAAGCUAAAAAACUAAGUGGGGGGCAGAAGAGGAGGCUGUCAGUGGGAGUUGCUGUUCUUGGGAACCCCAAGGUUUUGCUGCUGGACGAGCCCACGGCCGGGAUGGAUCCCUGUUCCCGGCACAUCGUCUGGAACCUCCUGAAAAACAGGAAAGCCAAUUGUGUCACCGUGUUCAGCACCCACUUCAUGGACGAGGCAGAUAUCCUGGCUGAUCGUAAAGCUGUGAUUUCUCAAGGGAUGUUGAAGUGCCUCGGAUCUUCUCUCUUUCUCAAAAGCAAGUGGGGAAUUGGCUACCGCUUGAGCAUGCACAUCGAUGCCUAUUGCAACACAGAAGCUACGACCUCUCUGAUCAGGCAGCACAUCCCUGCAGCCACCCUGAUCCAGGAGAACGAUGAGCAGCUCGUGUACACCCUCCCCCUCAAGGACGUGGACAAAUUUGCAGGCUUGUUUUCUGACCUGGACACCCACUCCCACCUGGGUGUUAUCACCUACGGCGUGUCCAUGACCACGCUGGAGGACGUCUACCUAAAGCUGGAAGUUGAGGCAGAGAUCGACCAAGCAGAUUACAGUGUGUUCCAUUCCCAGCAAGUGCAGGAGGAGGUGGAUAACAAAUCCUUGGAUGACAUGGAGCAGAGCCUGCUGAUGCUGUCGGAGACAAAGGCUCCAGCCAUGAGCAACACAGCCCUGUGGAAGAAGCAGGUUUCCACCAUAGCCAAAGUGCAUUUCCUUACCCUGAAGAGGGAAAAUAAAUGUGUGAGAGUUAUGUUGUUGCUUUUUCUGAUAUUUCUUGUCGUUCAGAUUUUAUUGUUUUUCAUACACCACAUCAUCAAAAAUUCUGUAGCUGCUAUCAAACUUUCCCCAGAUUUGUACUUGCUGAAGCCUGGAGAGAACUAUCACAAGUACAGGAGUCGGCUCCUGCUGCAGAACUCCACAGAAUCGGAUAUCAAUGACAUUGUCCACUCCCUUGGGAGCAUGAACAUACUCCUGGAGAUGUUCAAUGACAGUGAUUAUGUCUCAGCUGCACCUCACAGUGCAGCUUUAAACGUGUUUGCCCUUCAAUCCAGGCAGAAUUAUGUUUUCACUGUCGUAUUCAACAGCACCAUGGUGCAUUCCCUGCCAGUUCUGAUGAAUAUUGUCAGCAACCUCCUGCUGCGCAGUUUAAAUGUGACUGAGAGCAUCCAAAUCUGGAGCAACCCCUUCAUUCAGAAUCUUCCAGACACGAUUUUCAGGAUGGAGAUCUAUUUUGAAGCCGUGUUGCUGGGGAUCAUCAUCACUGGAAUGCCACCCUAUUUUGCCAUGGACAACGCGGAAAACCAUAAGAUCAAGGCCUACACACAGCUGAAGAUUGCAGGGCUCUAUCCCUCUGCUUACUGGACUGGCCAAGCCGUCGUCGACCUCCCUCUGUUCUUCUCCAUCCUCGUCCUGAUGAUCGGGAGCCUCUUCGCCUUCCACUACGGGGUUUAUUUCUAUGUGGGCAAGUUCCUGGCUGUGAUUUUUUGCCUGAUUGGUUACGUCCCCUCAGUUGUGCUCUUCACUUACGUGGUCUCCUUCACCUUUAGAAAAGUCCAGAACACGAAAGAAUUUUGGUCAUUUAUAUUUUCAGUGACAGCCUUGCUCUGCACAGUUGUCACUGAAGUGGCCUUUUUUCUGGACUAUUAUGUGGUAACCACCAUCCUGCAUUAUGUCUUCUCCAUCUUCAUUCCUAUUUAUCCCCUUAUUGGCUGUCUGAUUUGUUUUAUAAAGGUCUCCUGGAAAGGCAAACGGAAGAGUGGGGGAUACUACGACCCGUGGGACCGGCUGCUGGUGGCAGUUCUGGCUCCCUAUUUGCAGUGUGUUGUGUGGCUCUUCCUGCUGAGGUGCUUCGAGCUGAAGAACGGAGGGAGGACGGUCAGAGAGGAUCCCUUUUUCAGAAAAUGCUUUACAAAAGCCAGAACCUGGAAGUUCCCAGAUGUGCCACAUGAGGAGAACGAGGAUGAAGAUGUGAGGGCGGAGAGGCUGCGAGUCAAAGAGAUCCUGAGCAGCCCCAAAAGUGAGGAGAUGCCAGCAAUCCUGGUCAGCAGCUUGCACAAGGAGUUUGAUGAAAGGAAGGAAUUUCUUCUGGGGAGAAAAAUAAAGAAAGUGGCAACAAAACAUGUUUCUCUCUGCGUAAAAAAAGGAGAAAUACUGGGUUUGUUGGGACCCAAUGGAGCUGGGAAAAGCACUUUAAUUAAUAUGCUCGUCGGAGAGAUUGAACCCACCAGUGGGCAAGUUCUGAUGGGAGAUUAUUCUUUGGGGCUGAGCAGUGAAGAUGACUCCGUGAAAUUUGUGGGGUACUGUCCUCAGACAAACCCUCUCUGGCCAGAUAUUACACUGCAGGAGCACUUUGAAAUUUAUGGUGCUAUCAAAGGAAUGAGUCAGUCUGAUGUUAAGGAAGUCGUCAAACGCAUCGCGAGCGCCCUGGAUUUGAAGGAUCACCUGCAGAAGACGACGAAGAAGUUGGGUGUGGGGCUGAAACGCAAGCUCUGCUUUGCCCUCAGUAUGCUGGGAAACCCCCGGGUCACGCUGCUGGAUGAGCCGUCCACCGGGAUGGAUCCCAAAGCCAAGCAGCACAUGUGGAGGGCAAUUCGAGCAGCCUUCAAAAACAAGGAGAGAGCAGCAAUCCUGACCACCCAUUACAUGGAGGAGGCAGAUGCUGUGUGUGACCGUGUGGCCAUCCUGGUGUCUGGGCAGCUCAGAUGCAUAGGUACUGUCCAACACCUGAAGAGUAAGUUUGGCAGAGGAUACUUCUUGGAGAUGAAACUAAAAGAUACAGCAGAUGUGCAGCAGGUGGAGUAUCUGCAGAGCCAGAUUUUGCACAUCUUCCCCAACGCCAACCGCCAGGAAAGUUUUGCUUCUAUUUUGGCCUAUAAAAUUCCUAAAGAAGAUGUACAGUCGCUUUCACAUUCUUUUUCCAAGCUGGAAGAAGUAAAACACACCUUUAACAUCGAGGACUACAGCUUCUCUCAGGCAACACUGGAACAGGUGUUUGUGGAGCUUGCUAAAGAGCAGGAGGAGGAGGACAGCAGCUUUGGCACCCUGAACAGCACGUUGUGGUGGGAGAGGACGCAGGAGGACCGAGUCAUCUUCUGAGCUCCGCGUGUGCAGAUCUGCUCAGAAGCUGCUGGUGGUGCCAGCAGUGAUCCUCCACACACACGCUGGGGCACGUGCCUGGAAAACAUUGGAGCUGGGAAGGACAAGGAGAACUGUGUUUGGAAGCCCUGAGCGUGUCCCACCAUCCUGGCCUUAGGAAUAACGCCACAGUCGCGGUGUGAGUGUCCCCAGCUGACCUGGAAUUCCUCCUCCCCUCGCUGUUCCCUGGUCUCUGUUGGGCAAGAGGCCACUGGUCGUCUCCUGCUGUUGGUGGCUGGUGUAGGAGCUCCCACCUGCCUUCCCUCAGCCCUCCCAUGCCCGGUGGGUGCCAGAGGUUGGGCUGUCUUAAAGGAGACCCUGCAUCUGAGCAAAGCCAGGUGCCACUGGAGCAUCCUUCCCUGUGGGGCUGGUUCACAGGGUCCUGCUGUGCCCUGUGCCCUCAGCUGGGCACUGCUGCCUGUCCCACGAGGUGCCCUGCAGACACAGCCCUGCAAGGUCCUGCUCCUCCACCAGCUCAUCCAUCCCUGCUUAUGCUUUGAAGAUGCACCUGCUUAGAAGAGAGGGAGGGAAAACCACUCCAGAGUAACUGCAUCACUGCAGAGAGGGUCCUGAAUUCCCAAAAAACCCACUCCAGAGUUAAUGCAUCACUGCAGAGAGGGUCCUGAAUUCCCAAAAACCCCACUCCAGGGUAACUGCAUCACUGCAGAGAGGGUCCUGAAUUCCCAAAAAAACCCACUCCAGAGUAAGUGCAUCACUGCAGAGAGGGUCCUGAAUUCCCCAAAACCCCACUCCAGGGUAACUGCAUCACUGCAGAGAGGGUCCUGAAUUCCCCAAAACCCCACUCCAGAGUAACUGCAUCACUGCAGAGAGGGUCCUGAAUUCCCAAAAAAAACCCACUCCAGAGUAACUGCAUCACUGCAGAGAGGGUCCUGAAUUCCCCAAAACCCCACUCCAGAGUAACUGCAUCACUGCAGAGAGGGUCCUGAAUUCCCCAAAACCCCACUCCAGAGUAACUGCAUCACUGCAGAGAGGGUCCUAAAUUCCACCGCGAGCUGGGUUUGGCGUCCGACCAACGUGAAAAUGUUCAUUUACAGGCAUAACAUGGCACUUGUUGGCACUUCCAUUCGUUUCUCCUGCAGGUUGGCAGCUGUGGCUGAGCCCUGCUGCCGUUGUGGGUGGCACUGGUGUUUGUCCUACAUGUGCUGGGGGUGACAGGGGGUGCACAGAGGGGAUCUGUUCCUUCCCCCGCCGGGGGAAAGUACAAAGACAUAACUGUGUAAGUCACGGGAUUUGCAGAGAUGUGAGUAUUCCUUGUGCUCAUUAAAAACAGCCUGAUUCUUUCCUUGGGUGUAACAACAUGUGUCCUGCCAGCUGCUCUCAGACACAGUCCUUUGGAGAUGUUUUCGUUCUCCUUGCCAGUGGAUUCAGAAGUACACGUACCAGUGUUUCCUAAUCCCUCUCUGUUGGGAUAGCAGUCAGUAACACAGGGACACUUGCUUCGUCCUGUCCUGGCAAUUUGUCACUGACCUUUGUGAAAACCAAACUCAAAUGAUCCCAAUUCACAGCCUCACCCGCAGGAAUGGUGCCUUUUGGUUUGCACAGAAGCACUGAGAGGAGUAGAAUAGGUGAUCCUUCAGCCUAAGAGAUGACAGAUGUAUGUUGAAAAUAUUUUUUUUUGUUUUUCUACACAAAGAUAUCAUCUUUUUUUUUUUUUUUUAGUUUUAUAAGGUGAAAUUAAAGGUUGCUCACAGUUUGUUGUGCUCUGCAAUGAACAGGUACAGAGAUGUGUUUAUAUCGAGAUGUUGGCUUCAUAAGUGAUAUCAUUUAUGUCUCUUCACAGUAAAGCUAGAAAAGAUCUUUUGUUUUUCUUGUGAAAACUCAAAAAACUGAGUUAAGGUGGAGUUGUCCCAGCUGUUUGUAAUUAUCAGGCAAUAAUGUGUGUGUCUGAUAAUGGUUUAUCAUUGUGUUGAGCCAAAACCUGUUUUGAUUAGUUUCUUAGUCCACUGUAGGGAGAUGUGAACUCUUUAUGUACCACUUUGCUUCCUCUUCUUUUGUGCCUGUGCAUUGCAUAUGAAUGUGCAGCUUUGGUUUUGUGGUUAAAAACGAGCCCAAGCACUGCAGAAAGCUUGGACAUGCCAUUUCUUCCCCAGGCAAUCACAGUCUGUGGUUCUGCCUGUUUUGGUGAGCCCUGGAAGUGAAACAGAGGUAAAGGGUGGCCUUAAAGCACCAGCCUCUGAACUGCAGCUCCAGUGGAACCUUCUAGGGGUGAAUCUUCCCUGUCAGAGAAGAAAAUGGCCCAAAUUCAGGUGUUUUGUUUAUUUAGCCCCCGGGCCCCCCAGCCCAUUGCUCCCAGCCUGAGCAUUUUCCUUUAUUUGGAGCAAAGGUGGGACCCAGGAUUUUGUCUGGUGGUACUUUCCCACAUAGGUAGGUACAAGUUCAGUGUGUCUUCUCCAAGUCCCACAUUCCUUACUUUGUGAGUGGUGUGUCAGCCAAGUGUCACAUCAGUCCAUCAGUGCACAGCACGUUCUUGUCACGUGAACUUAUGGAAGCCCAGUGUGACCUGUGAGCCUUGGUGUCUUCCUUUCGUUUUAUUCUUUAACUUAGAGUUAAUAGCCUGUAAAAUAGUUCUGUACUGUCUGGGUGACAACAUCCUGUUUCAGAUAGUUCCAUAUUAUCUAACUUUUCAAAUGGAUCGUAUGAAAACUUGGGUUAGCAGCCACAUGAGCUCGGUUUGGUGCUGUUGUUUAUCCUGGAGGAACCCAGGGGAUGGUGGCACUGUAUUUGUGCAGCUACAUGGACAAAGAUUUUUGGCUCGUUUCAGUGACUGUGCGUUUGGGUGGGAUCUUUUUGGCGUGGUGACAUCGUGUGUCAGUGGGGGGUGAGAUGCCACCCCCAAACAUCACUGUCAUCAUAGUGUGUUGUGUCAGAAGUGUUUCAAAGCGUCACACAAUGUCUGUCAUUGCCAGGGCAGGGGGGAAACACAUGCAAAAUUAAACCAGAGAAUCCCCUGGAAACACAAAAGCUUUGCUGCUGUGAUUUGGAGUCCCUUUGUUCAGCUGUUAUCAGUGACACGCCAAGUCCCGGGUGUACAACACACACAGCGUGUGCUGUAGGAGAUAAACUGGAGCCAAGGCAGCUGGAUUUGGGGCAAAUCCACCCCAUUUGGGUCACCAUUCCCAGGUGUGAUGGUUUUAGUUAUCUUGCAGGGUUGUUGUGAGAUAGUAGCUGAUAUACCCAAAGCUUGGAAAACACGUUUACUUUGUGGUGUUGUUACAAGGUUGUAUUUUUCUAUGGAGAAUUUAAUGUGUCUUGAUUUUUGUUUACACUCCCGAGAAAAGUCCUUAUUUAAAAAUAUCUCUGUAUAGUGAGUGAAGUCUAUUGCAUAGCCAACAUCCAGAACUUUGGUGGCAGAAGCAGGUGGUGUUGGACCUAAAGGUGCCACGUUUGUGAUGCUCCUCCUGGUGUUGAACCACGUGCAGUUCAUUUUACACACUUGCCUUUCUUUUACCACUUGGCUGUACUUGUAAAGGUGAGGAUUUUCCUUUCCCUGCAGAAAGUACUACCGAAAUAAAGAUGGAUUGGAUUGUUAAA